This is a messenger RNA of Anneissia japonica, 3741 nucleotides long. RefSeq names its product neurogenic differentiation factor 1-like. The coding region runs from base 471 to 1523 and encodes 350 amino acids. The transcript has 2 exons. Lineage: Eukaryota; Metazoa; Echinodermata; Crinoidea; Comatulida; Comatulidae. The record is from RefSeq and is a predicted model, not a curated record. Gene Ontology annotation, molecular function: protein dimerization activity.
AAUGAUAGAAUGAGAUUGUUUUAAUGUAUUACCGUAUUAUAAUUUCGUAAUUUCAAAAAUAACAUAACGUGCAAGUUUACGAUAGUAGGCUAAAUAUAGUCGCAUCCGUAUGAGCGACGAGUACGUAUAUUGGCAAUGAGCCAAGUCAUCCGUCAUUUAUUGGACAUGAGCCAAGUGAUGAGUCACUGAAAAAUGUAAUUGAAGUGUAUAUCAAUUUGACGCAUUAGCAGUGAAACCCCAUGGGAGAUGGGAUGCCAGGCUUAUGUGAGACAAGUCCCCGUGGGUCCCAUCAUUGGCUAUAACACUAAGAUUUUUUGCAGGCUAAUCUAACAACGAGACGGAACGCUUGAUUAGACUAGUGAUUUAGAACCGACACCACGUGUGCUGAAUACAAUUAAAAAUGAUCAUAAGUACAAGAAUAAUUUUUAGUCGGAUCAUAUUCAAAGUAGAAAUAGCACGUGUCGCUUAGCAUGCCUAGUGCUGUUGUGUCUGACAUGAAAGUUGGCCAGGAAAGCGAAGACAAGCUCGAAACUUUAACGAAGAUGAGUGAAGUUAUUGUAGAGGAGAGCAAUGAAAUUACACAAAUUGAGAAAGAGAAAGCUCCAAAGAAACAAGGUGCCAGGAAAGGAAAACAGACAAAGAAGCAAAAACAAGAAACAACUGAAAAUGGUGAGAAACCACCACCAAAACGUCGCGGGCCCAAAAAGAAGAAAAUGACACCGGCGAGAGUGUUCAAAUUGAAACAACGACGCGUGAAGGCGAACACCCGAGAACGAUCUCGCAUGCACGGUUUAAACUUGGCACUUGAUCUUCUGCGAAAAGUUGUCCCAUGUUAUUCAACGAAUCAGAAGUUAUCCAAGAUUGAAACGUUGAGGCUAGCCAAGAACUAUAUCAGUGCCUUGUCCGAGAUAUUGCGUUCUGGUUCAGUUCCAGAUACGGUUUCAUUUGCACAGACACUCUCCGAAGGACUUUCACAACCGACAAGUAAUCUGGUGGCAGGAUGCAUGCAACUGAACCCAAGAACUUUACUUCCAGAAGCGAAGACACAGAGACUGCAAGACCAGCACGAUUGGUCAUUGAGAGACAUCAUUGUCAACAAUCGGCAACAAUAUGGACACAAGCAAGCAGAUAGUUACAUAAAUUCAUUCCAAAAUAACCACCAAACGCCGACACCAUGUGGGUAUGCUGACUGCAACAUCUUCCAUUCUGAUCCAAAUGCAGUCAGUUAUCAACAUUUGUACGACUCUAACACAGCAAUGCAAUUCCAAGGCUCAGUUCUUGUGGCUGGAACCGAGGUACACGGUCCAACGCCUCCACACACGCCAAACUUUCCAGAUACCGUUCACAUGACUAAUGAAUAUUUAUCAUCAGCUUUAAUGACGUCAUCAACAUCAUCAUGUGACCUUAAUUCCGAAUGUAGUAGCAGUGAGUCAUUUGAUUGUGACGUCACGGUACUUGAUGGCAAAGAUCUAACAUUGCUUUCAUCUUCUUCCGAACAGGAUUUUUUAGAUCAGUACGUUUAACGUUGCUGAAAUAUUUGGGGGUACCUUUGAAAUAUUUUUAGAAAACUUGGUUUUCUUGUUGCAAAUAUAUUUAUUUAACUGUCCUCUGAGGGUAGUACAUGUAUUCAUAAUUUUUUCUUAACUUUUGAUCUUUAAAUAUGUCUUUUUAAAAGAAUUUAGCUAUUCAAUGACAUUAACUCACGUGUUAAUUAUAAUGUAAUCACUCUCACUUUAUAUAUUGUUAUCCAGAUGUAAGAAAAUCAAAUUUCCUUUUUUAAAGGUUUAUGAUUAUUGAUUACCAUAUGUCUUCGACACGCGUUUAAAAUAUUCAGUUCUUGGAAGUAGAAGUCACAGAUAAAGACAUUAGUCUAAUAUAGGCCUAUAUCAUCGAAACGUUUGUAGGCCUAAUAUCAUUAGGAAUUCCAUGUAUAUCUUCCAAUUCAGAGCUGCAGUAUUUAAGCCGCAGUAAUACCAUGCAACAGAAAUGUAUUUUAAUUGAAUUAUUCGAAUUUAAAUAAUUUCUAUAGGCAUCGACUAGGCUAAAUUUAGUCUUGAUAGGCCCUACUUAAUAAUGCAUGUGGUUCCUCUAUUUGGUUAUGCCAUAGUUACUAUGGCGCCCGUUAUCAUGUUCCUCUAAAACCAUUCCAAACUUUUAUAAAUGAAUGUGGCUAUCUCUUGAAUUUACGUCAUUGUAAUUAUGCAUUUCGAAGCCACAUUCCCUAUGGUAUUUCAUGUUUUAAACAUUCCGAGCUUCAUCCAUGGUUUUUUGGUUGGCUGCUUGCAGUUUGUAUCAUUUAGUUAUAUAAACAAUCGUUUGAAUUUGGCUUAUCUAUACUAACGGAAGACAUUUUAAGCAAGCAAAUAGGAAUUCCAUCAAUGCAAAAUAAUGUAACGUUUUGAUAAAACGACUUUAAAAAAAAUGUCCAUCAAGCAAGCAACUCUCUCGCUUCCUAACCAUAGAGGGCAUUAGUACAAACUUACUGUAAUAUUCUUACUUUACAAAUUGGAGAUUUUUUUCCACAUUAUCAUUUUCUUUCUUGAUAUUUUAUGGGAAUUUCUUAUUUCGUUUUCCAUGGGAAUACUGCAUAAUAUGUGGCUUGAAUUGGAUCUACAAAUCGCCUUUUUAAAAAACAUAAAUAAUGUUAAUGCUUAUGUUUACUUCUUUUUGGAGGUAAUAAUUGUUGACUCAAUGUGGAGUGUGGCUCAGGUAUGUUCUAAUGCAAUCGUUUAUUCAUAUAUUUGGAUGACAUUUUAAUUAUGCUCUACAUUAAAAUAAUCAUAUUUUGUUGGUUUGUUGAGAAUAAAUACAAAGGCGAAGCAUUAAAUUUAUGACACUGCACAACAAUCACUGCCAGUGGUAUAUGAAAAAUAAUCCCUAUAUUACAAUAAAACGGAAUAAGCGCCUUUUUGUGUAGCUAGAAAACGAAAUCUAUCGGCGUUCCUAUUUGUACAGGCAAUGUACAGUACGGUAUAUUUAGCUGCGAAACUCCUGUCGUUAUUUAUUUACGCAGGUUUUCGUGGUGAUUAGUGAGGGCGCACUUCAAUCAUAACCAAGGUUGGCAAAUUGAAGUUGGCAAUUUGGUUUGUAAAUGUUACUACAGUGCCGGAAGAUAAAUGUGCAUUAGGCAAUAUUGUGGAUACUGUUGAUUUAAGUUAGAACUCAUCUGAUGUUUAUUGGUUGUGAAUAAUUAAUGCUUCUCAUGUGUGGUGAUGUUCUGUGUCUUUCUAAAUUGUUGACGUUAAAAUGCAAUAAUGAAAAAUUAGUUAAGUGCGCCGUGCUGUUUAUGUGAGGCUUCAGAGGCCAGAAAAGAGCGACCGUUGUCUGUAAAAAUUAACUUAUUCUUAUUUGUAAAUUGUUUUAUACAGAACUAAAUGUGUCUACUCCAUUAGAUUUAGGCCGGGAAGUAUAACAUAUUAUCUCCCUGAUUUAGGUGACGUUGAUUAGCAACAUAGCCCGACGCGGAUACGUUUACUUGAUAAUAUAUUCCAAACCGAUUUUAGCCUUAAUUUCUAUUGCUAAGGAAUUACAUUCCCCUUAGUCUUCCGUUUACAUAAAAGGAAAGUUCGAAAGCUUUUUAAUAGUAUGCAUUUUAUAGACCUAUGUGUUUUAAUACAACAACAAUCCUUUUUUAUCUGAAAGCCCUGUUUGCAUUUUGAAAAUAAGAAAUGUCGAUUUGUAUACAUUCGUUGUCAUGUUUUGUCUAUGUGAAUUAAAAAAGGAAGAUAAUGUCAUUUGAAA